Loxodonta africana (African savanna elephant) is the source of this 1630-nucleotide messenger RNA. Its product is annotated as transcription elongation factor A protein-like 3. Lineage: Eukaryota; Metazoa; Chordata; Mammalia; Proboscidea; Elephantidae. The record is from RefSeq and is a predicted model, not a curated record. Bases 420 to 1223 code for a protein of 267 amino acids. The transcript has a single exon.
ACACUGAAACCUAAAAUUUGGAAAACAUCCUCGUCUGGCGUGCGAGGCCUGAAAACAAAUGGCGGCUGGGGGGCGGGGAGGUGGGGGAGUGAAUCAUUGGGUGAGGAGGCCCGGAUUCAGGAAAGGACCCUUGUCACUGUGCGUCUACCGAGCGCCCUGCCUGUCUCCUGUCUGUCUGCAGGUCUGGACGUCUGUUGUUCCCAGCACUCUGUGAAGCUAGAAAAGGAGAAGCCUGUCCAGAAGCCCUGCAGGUCUAUGAGAGGGGGGCACUGGCCGUGGACCUGGGGCUGAGGGGAGUGUGGAGGGCAAGGGCUGGGCAGAGUUUGGGUACCCCACAACUCUCCAACACAUACACACACACAGCCUCCCUCUCUGGGAGUAGAGAUGGUGACAGGGCCUGUCUGGGAAAGUGUUGGCUCAUGUGUGUGGUAGGAGGGGAGGCGGGGGCGGGUAAGGGGCGGGCAGAAGGCACACUUGGAAGGUCAGGCCAGGUUAAGGGAACCCUGACGAGGGCCCAGAUCUAUCGGGACCUGUGCUUUACUCCUAAGUCCUCAGUCUCCCUUGUUUCCUUCCAUCUCCCCCGUCCCCGCCCUCACCCCUCAAGACAAGAAAAGGAGAAUCUCAACAUGGAAAAAGUCUACCGUGAAAAUGAAGGAAAGCUGGACAAUGAAGGAAAAUCAAAAAGCCAAGUAGAGCCGGAAGAUGAAGGAAAGUCGGAAGAGGAAGAAAAGGCAGAAGUGGCGGGGCAGCCAGAAUACCAGGGGAAGCUAGAGGAUGAGGGAGAGCCAGGUGAUGAGGGAGAGCCAGAGGGAAGGAAAGAAAAGCAGGGAAAGCCAGGAGAUGAAGGGAAGCCGCAAGAUGAGGGCAAGCUGAAGUCUGAGCGAAAGCCAGAGAGCGAGCCCCGGGCUGCUGAAAAGCGCUCGGCUGAAGAUUACGUGCCCCGGAAAGCAAAAAGGAAAACGGACAGGGGAACGGAUGACCCCCCCAGGGACUAUCAGGAGGAUUUACAUGAAAGGCACUUGAGCAGUGAGGAGAUGAUGAGAGAAUGUGGUGAUAUGUCAAGGGCUCAGGAGGAGAUAAGGAAAAAACAGAAAAUGGGUGGUUUCCAUUGGAUGCAAAGAGAUGUCCAGGAUCCAUUCCCCCCAAGGGGUCAGCGGGGAGUCAGAGGAAUGAGGGGCGGAGGUAGGGGCCAAAGAGGCUUACAUGACAUCCCAUACCUUUAAUGCCUUUGGCUUUCAAUUCUGAUUCUCCCAUGAGAAUAUUGGCAGCCCCGCUUUCCCUGGCAGGCAUUUGCCAGGCUCUGUGCUCUAACCUACGCUGAUACUUGGCUUUAGGUGUCACUCUUGUUACCAGCAGCCUUUGACCCCACUGCAGCCUCUGUGUUUCAGUAGGGGAUUUUCACCCAUGUGCAUGAAAGAGAUGUUCAUGGUACCUUGUAAAGUAUUAAUAAAACACAGUUUGCAGAACCGCAUGUAUGGUAUCAGUCCAUUUUUAUAAAAUUAUGUAUCUGCAUGAUACAUCUAAGCACAGGGGAAACUAUGAAUGUGUGUACACUAGAAAGUCGGCAGUGGUCAUUCCUGUGUGAUGGCCAAUAAUAGGUCUUGCAUGUACUCAAAAAUGAGUCCAAUCA